GAAACCAGAAACAAAUACCGAUGAAAAUGUCGAAAUUUUAAAUAAUAGUGAUAACAAAGAACUAAUGAUAACCGAUAUCAUUGGUAAUAAUUAUGAAUUCCCGAUUCGAAAAACACAGUCUAGCGAAGAUGAAAACAUGGACCUGAAUGAAAAUAUAACCUACAUGAAAGUAAACUCGUCUUUAUAUAAUUUGCCUGAUAAAAAUGAUAUACAGGUAUUAGACAAUAACAAUAUUUUACAAACUGAUCCAAUUAUUAACGAUAUUUUACAUAACGAAAAAGAGAUCAAAAGUGAAUCUUCAAAAAUAAUCCUCGGAGAUGGUUAUCGUGAAAAGCCAGAAGUAAAUAAUGAUGAUGAAAUAAUAACAUUUAUUCAAUCUCAUGAUCAGUUUGAAUAUAAUUAUAUAAAGGAAAUAGAACAUCAAGAUAAUUCAAAGGAAAUAGAACAUCAAGACAAUUCAAAGAAAAUAGGCGAUGGAAUUAAUAGUAAAUACGUAAACGACUCUAGCUUCAGCCCAGAAAUUGAAAACACGUUGAUUGAAAAUGAAGAUUCUAACUAUUUAGUCCUUGAUACUGCGGGCAGCGAUAGAUGGGAUAAUUUAAAUUCUCAGCAAGAACAAAAUCAAGUUCCAAUCAAAAACACAGCAGGUGAUAGUGGAGCUUUAGAUAAUAUUGGUGUUGAACAUACGUUAUUUAUUAAAAACAAUGACAAUGACAUUAGCCUGAAGCCGGAAUACGAAAAUAUUUCACUUCAUAAUGAAGAAUCUCCUUCUUUAAGCAUUAAUUCGCAAAAUGUAGAGAGACUUGAUAAUUUAAUUUCUCAUGAAGAGCAAAAUCAAGUGUCUACUAAAAAUCAAAUUAGUGAUGAGAUUGCUAGAGAUAUGGACAUUAAACAUAAUCUUUUGGACAGUAAACGAACAUUUGAUUUAAGUGGAAUUAAAGAAGAAGAUUUUACUGGCAAAAAUAUACGUAGUAACAAUGACGUUAAAGAUCAAACUCAAGACCCAUAUAAUCAAUUUGUAAAAUUUCAAUCAAGAUCUCAUUCAAAACCUAUUAGUGAAAUAAACGUACAAAACAGUACUUUUUCAUUUUCGCAACGCGAUUCAAAAGUAAAACCAGACGUCAUAAAUAUGGACCUCGCAUUUCACUUGUAUGUAAAUGAUCAAAACCAGAGUGUCAUAAAAUCACUAGAUACCUUGAAAGAUAUCAAAAGACAACCGCAAGACAAUGUUACAAUUAUCAAAUCUCAAUUUAAAAUGUUCCCCAAAAAUGUGGUCAAAGUUCCAAUUGACGCCCAUAAGUACAUGAUGGUUCAAGUUGUAGCAAGUGAUCUUCAAAAGCCUUCUUCAUGUCCUAAACCUGAAGAAAAUUUAUCGAGUGUACCUGAAACAGAUGUAACACAAACAAAAAAACAAUCACAACUUUGUGAAAAGCGUGAACUCGAAACGUUUCAAACCCUUCUGUCAAAGAUUUACGAAAAGCAAUUAAUUCCACUGCAACGUCUAAUUUCUGAUGUAAAAAAAGAUGUAGAUGUAUUAGCGUCUCAACAACUCUGGUUGAAGGAAAAUUGGCACAGAACAAAAAGAAACAACCCUAAACUUACACAUUCUAGCAGAAAAUGCGGCUGUUACAAAAAAUGCUAAAGGAAUUGGAGUAAAACGUUAGAAUGCACUUGAUCUGUGUUCUGUACCUUGAUUGAUAAGAAUGAUUCCGUGCCACGCCACGCAAGAGGUCUUUGAAAUAGUUGAUUCCUACUGACCCAGUAUAACAGACGC
This is a messenger RNA of Amyelois transitella, 1774 nucleotides long. Its product is annotated as probable protein phosphatase DDB_G0279461. The transcript has 3 exons. The coding region runs from base 65 to 1642 and encodes 525 amino acids. NCBI's taxonomy places the organism in Eukaryota, Metazoa, Arthropoda, Insecta, Lepidoptera, Pyralidae. The record is from RefSeq and is a predicted model, not a curated record.